Messenger RNA from Mya arenaria, 2574 nucleotides. RefSeq lists its product as uncharacterized. The transcript is spliced from 4 exons. Lineage: Eukaryota; Metazoa; Mollusca; Bivalvia; Myida; Myidae. Bases 401 to 1051 code for a protein of 216 amino acids. The record is from RefSeq and is a predicted model, not a curated record.
UUUUCGAACGAGUCAACAAUCUUUUUCUGCUGGAAUCAUUCGAGGCUCGGUCGAAAUUAAACGGGGUGUAUGUUUAAACUUUUGGCUACUGAGUUUGUUUCUGUAGUUUUUUCACAUAAAUAUUGGCGUCGGUGUGGUAACAUAUGUCUCUAUGUUCAAUACAAUCAAUUGCACUGUAUUUAUGAGACUGCUGAAUAUCAUAAUCCAGUCGUUUUCGUGCAAAUAAGGUUUUAUGGCUCUAAUUACUUUUUGUUAGUUUUUUUAGUGGAUUGUCUGCUCGGUUAACUUUGUUUAUCUGUCAAGGAUAUAUUCAGUUCAGUUUUAAACUUCGAAUAUCAAAAGUUGAAGAUAAACAUAGAGCUUGGUUUAUAUUUUCAAUAGGUGUGAAAAUUAACAAACAAUGAAAAUGCAUGGAAUUAAAAGCAUUUUUGUCGGUUUUAUGACCUUCAGCAUGAUUGGUUUCUCAGGAAGCCUAGCGCCGGAGCAUGUUUGUACCGAUGUCAAGGCUAUCUCAAAGGUUUUCGAGAAGUCAGCAUGCGAGCAUAUUGGAUAUGUCAGAAUGUUAAGUUGGUUCGUUAGUAUAACGAACGGAACAUGCACAUUGGUAGACGAGUUGCUGCAUUGCGUUGCUAAAUCAAUGUAUGGUUUGAGAGAGCAUGAGAACAUAGAAUCGUGUGUUCUGCACAUGCGCGAUGCGCUUCGAGACACACAUGUUAGUUCAAUGUUUCCAGCAUAUCCGUUUAAAUGGAAGUUCUGUGAAGUUGUAUGGUGUGAAAACUUCCACAAAUUCACAGAUGCUCAAGUCGCAUGUUUUGUUAGGUGCCUUUUGGGUCCAGCAGCUAUAUGUAUUGGGGGAGUUCUUGCUUUUCUAUGCCUUGUUACCGCCGUUGGAAGAAUUUCCAAUAAUUCGUUUAUAGCCUGGUGUAUUAAGGCCUUGUUGGUCAUGAUAGUUGCUGUUAUUUGGAUUGGCUACAAGCCAAAGUUGUUCACGUUGUUUUCAGUAGUCAAUAUACUUAAAUUUGUAAUAGACUGUGACUGCUGUGAAGUAUAGUUGAUUUUUGAAAAGAGAUCAUGCCUAUAGGAGUUGUAGCAAGACUUUAAGCUGACAUACGUAUACCUUCGAUUACUUGUAAAUCAAACAAAAUUGUUCUCAUUUCAGGAAUGAUUCGCUUGAUUGAUGGCACUAUCGGGGUAUAAACGCAGUUUGGGUGCUUAUAGUAUGUGGUGUCCGAAUGACUCCACGCGUACUUUAACCAGCCCAACUGCGUUCAUAUACACGAUAAUACCAUUUAUAACGCAACUCAAUACAUAUGUUUACACCAAAAGCUAAUUAUUUAUUUUCAGAACUGUUAAAAUAAUUUUUAAUAUCAUUUUAGAAAACCUUACUGUAAUUCGUUCUCAUAAAUUAUCUAUAUAGACCCCGAGGCUUCAUUUCGAUGACCAGACAUGUACAUGAUAUGCCUAGUACGCUAUUUAAAUCCAUAUAUGGUGAUUCACGAUCGAGGUUGUCCGGUUAGCGCAGUGGUUAGCAUACUCGAUUCUCACCAAGGCGACGGUCGGGUUCGAUAACUGGCCUGGGGCCCAUGUGAAUUUGGUUAGUGGUUAAAAAGCCGGACAAGUGGGUUUAUCGGGUACUCCAGUUUCCCCCACAAUACAAUUUCAUGCUCUCGCACAACAUCGUGCCUACGAGAGUGACUUUGCAUAAGUUAGCAUAAUUUUUUUUGCAAAUUGUUGUAAAAUGUAUAAUGUUUAUACUAACAAAUCCGAGAAGGUUCCGUUCAUCGAAUAUAUUGUUUGAUGCAGUUGAUUUAAGGAAUGGAAAUUGAGGUGAAAAUAUUAAGCGAUAAUCUAAUGGGCCAAAAAUUACCUUUAACAAUACCGCUGUCAUGUUAAAAGUAAAUUGGUGUAAAAGGAUGAACUGUUUUUAUUAUGGUUUGGGCUUUCUACAAAAUUUGUAAGUGAUUUCAAGAUAACACCUGCACAUCUAUGCCUAAACGGAGCAUUGCAUUCUUAUUUAUAAAUGAGAAUUAUAGAGAAAGCAAAAUGUUAUUAACUCAAAUUUAACCAUAUAAGGUGGCACCAGGUUAAAGCAAUAGCACGGAACGAGUAAGAGACCACAAACAGACCACAUUCUAGAUGUGCCACUAUUGUUCUCUUUUGUAUUUCUACUUUCUGAUUUUAUUUUUGUGGCUGGUUAGCUUUAACACUAUGUUAAUAAACGAUUGGACAAACCCUAUUGAUUUUCGUUCGUAGAAAUCUUUGCAUGCAGAGACGAUAUCCCGACAACUGUGUAUGACGUUUUGUUUGUGACUGUGUAAGGCGGAAGGACCUUCAUUUUGUGCCUGUUUUACCUUACAACUUGUGUUCUAAACUUAAUGUUGGUUAAUUGUUAGGCAUCUAGGAUGUAUUAUUGCCAUUGAACUUGCUCUCUUAAUAAUUUGGUGUUCAAAUGUAAAUGCUAGUUAACAAUAUUGAUGUUAGAUUGUAAAGCCAUAUUUGAACAAAAAUAUAAUAUAUGCAAUCUCUAUCCAAAUAAUAAAAUGUGCAUAUAAAUAUAUUGCAUAAUAAACACAU